Ostreococcus tauri is the source of this 891-nucleotide messenger RNA. RefSeq lists its product as hypothetical. The transcript has a single exon. Lineage: Eukaryota; Viridiplantae; Chlorophyta; Mamiellophyceae; Mamiellales; Bathycoccaceae. Bases 1 to 891 code for a protein of 296 amino acids. The record is from RefSeq and is a predicted model, not a curated record.
AUGACGCUCGUCACGCAACGCUUAGCGUCGUCAUCUUUCGCGUCGUCGUCCUUUGCAUCGAGGACGCGACGAAAAGAACGGCCGAUUGUGCCUCCUGCGUGUCUCGCGCGCGCCGCCGCAUCCGCCCCGAGCGACACCCCGUCGUGCACCAAGUGCCGCGACACCGGCUCGUACGCGUGCGUGCAGUGCAAGGGCGCGGGCUACCUCCCACCCGGGGGAUUUCACGCGAAGAACGUCGUCGACAUGAAGAACGCGGUGGGGACGAAGUGGACAGCGCAUCGACGAACACGCGGUUGGCGACACUUCGAGUGCAUAGGGGCGUCACCCAAGGCGAAAACGCUCACUUUAAGGGCGACGUGCGAUAUAACGGUCACGGUGGACAUCCCGGUGACGUUCUUGAAGGACCGUAUGGAGUGGAGCUCGGGAUGGAAACAGCGGGACGACUUCGAGUGGGUCGGAGACGUCGAUCAACCUGGUGGGGCAGUCGCGAGGCCAAAGGGCGGGGCGACGUGCGUGAAGUGCGAGGGGAGCGGACAGAUUCCAUGUGAGGCCAAAGGGUGCGACAUGGGGCUUGUUCGCAUCGAAAAGCAGAGAGCAGUGAUCGAGCGGACGGAGGCGAUAUUUAAGCGACAGCUUGAUUCGUUGCGAAAAGAGGACGACGAAGCGAGCAUACAGCGCGCGCGGAUGCUGAAAAAACAGCUCAACUUGAAGAGUGACGCAAAGAAGGAGCGCACUCGAGCGGAGGUCGAGCGUAAGCGUCGACAAAAACUGCAAAUAAACGACGACGGCUCGAAGUGGGCGGAUUUCCGAAACGACCGACGCGACGCCGAGCUCCGCGAGUGGCUCGCAGGCGCGCUCGACGAUGAACCGGAUCCUGACUCACAGCAAUAG